AUAAGAUCGCAGAAUCAAAUCUAUCAUUUAUCAUGCCAAAAUCAAAUUUAUUUCUAAACGAAAUCUUUGAAAGAACUUGUAUCAAUUGAGAAACAAAUUGUAUUUCUUUUGAAGUAAGAUUUUCGCUGAAUUAUUAUGAUUGUUAUAUUAUUAAAUCUAAGAUUGAACAAGUUUUAUAUCAAAUCAGGACUUUUAUGCGAAGAGUUAGAAUGGUCAAAGUAAUUUUGAAAUUGAAAGCAUACCAAGGAAAUAUCAUAAGCCAAUGAAACUCUGCUCAUGCUUUUAAUGCGUUUUACAGCUGCUGAGGCAGAACGGCAUAAAGCGGUUUAACAAAAAAAGUAAACCGCCAUUAUUUUAUUUUUAUUUUUUCCUUGUUAUCAUAAUCAUAUUAUUAAUAAAUUUAUUUUUAUUUUGUUUAAUAUACAAUCAUGACCAAUCUCAAUGGACAGUCAAAUCAUCAUUCACAAAGGAAUCGUGUUCAAUAUCAAGAUUUAUGUGAUACUUUUCGGAUACAAAUCAAGCCAUUCACCUCACAAUAUUAUCCAUACUAUCUGGCUCGAUUGGAAGCUGUUAGACCUUUGAUACAUAAAUCUAUUGAAGCAAAGUGGAGUGAUACUGCCAAAGUAAUCAAGAUUAGUGAAUUUUCUGACCAUGCCAAUGAGAAGGUUAUCAUUAUUGGUGUUCUAUUUAAACAAAUGAAAAACCAACCGACCAUCUUGAAAGAGAUUGCAUAUGAGGAAAAUCAAGACUCUUCACCAUUGACGCCACAAGAUGAUUAUACUGAUGAAAAUGAUCAUCUGCUACUCCAGAAUGAAAAUGAAUGUGUCAAACUACAUGGGAAUAUUUCUGUUCAUUCUCAUGUAACUGGUGUUGUAAUUGGAUUGCUUGGUUACGCUGAUUCCGAAGGAAAUGAGUUCACAGUUGAAGACUAUUGUUAUCCUUUGUUGCCUGAUCCUUGGUCAAGAUCUUCGAUAGCUGUUAACAAUACUAAUAAUUGUAAUGAUAAAUAUAUACUACUUGUUUCUGGUCUUGGAUUUAGUCGUAACCUAUCAUCAAAACUGAAGAAUGCUCUGGACAUGCUGUCCAAUUACCUCGUUGGCCUAUUAGAUCCAGAUGAUGGGAAUAGGUCUGCAAAUAUUAUUCGCCUUAUUAUUGCAGGUAAUCUAAUUGGAGAAUCUGUUCGGACCGAGGAAGAAGCUAAAGAUGAAUCCUUGAGUAAACCAUGGCUAAGAAAGGGCAAGCCUUACACUGUUGAUAUAAUGUCAACAAUUGAUGAAUAUCUUGCUGAAUUGGGUAGAAGCAUUGAAAUUGAAAUCAUGCCUGGUUUUACUGAUGUAACAAACGUUUCUAUUCCUCAACAACCCAUUCACCCAUCCAUUUUGCCUCGAAGUAGCAUUUACUCGACAAUUAGAGGAGUUACAAAUCCCUAUGCUGCCUCAUUUGAUUCUCGUUUAUUUAUUGGCAAUUCUGGUCAAACGAUUGAUAACAUACGUCGAUUCAGUAAUCUCAAGGACCCAAUUGAAAUUAUGAAGAAGACUAUUUCUUGGUGUCAUUUAGCACCAACAGCACCAGACACUUUACACAGCUAUCCUUGUAAGGAUAACGACCCAUUUUGCUUGACAAAAUUACCUGAUGUUUAUUUCACUGGAAAUCAAGACAAAUUUGCCACAGAGAUACAAGAAUUCGGAUCGAGCAAAAUUCGAUUCAUAUCAUUGCCAAAAUUUGAGAAAUCAUUUACUGGAGCUUUGGUCAAUUUGAAUGAUCUUUCCUGUGAUUGCAUUUCAUUCAGUACAUCCUAAGUCCAUACAUACAUAUCUUUUAUUACCAAGACUAAGAUACAACUGCCUAUCGCAAUAUUUAGAAAUGUUGGCGCCUUUAUUAAUCUCGAUUGUUAAACUGCAUUCAUCAUUUCUAUGACGCAAAGCCUGCUCUUUGAUAUUUUAAUCAUCAACUAUCAACUAUAUUUACAAAUUCCCUCUUUUUUGACUUGACUCAAUCAUGGCAUUUCCCGGUUUAUUAUCAAAUUUUUAUCUACUUUGUUUCUUAAACUUAUAUUUUGUAAGCAAUCAUUGCUUUAAGUGCAUCUAAUCAUCUUUAUAAAUCUAUUCUAGCUACCUUAGCUAUUUUUUAUUCAAGCAUAUUCAACAUUUUCAUUGGCGUACGCUUUUCCAGACUAAACACAGUCUUAAACAGCUGUAAUGAAAUAAACAUUUCCAAUGAAGCAAAACACUUAAAUCUACUUGUUAAUAUGCAAUAAUUGAAUCAUCAAUAUCGCUAAUUAAUCCCAUUUUGCGAAACCUUUCCAAUUGAAUUCAAUAGCCAAGUAAAAGGAUGAUUAGUGGUGGAAGAAUUCAAAGCUGUUACAAAUCAAAGGCAGACAGACCUGUUAAUUAUGGUUAUAAUCAUCAUCAAAAUCAUCAUAAUCAUAACAAACAUCAUCUUCUCAUCAUCCUAAUGAUGACAUCAACAUUUUUGAAUAAAUCAAUAGUCUGAAUUAUCUUGUUUAACCAUUCAAGUGUUGAAGUUAACCUUAUUAACACCAAACUAAUUAGUUGAUUCAUUCAUUAUCACUCUUUUUCUUCCAUCAUUUCCCUUAAAACCCAACAAGAAAAACAUUUGACUUAAUUGAUUAGAUUGAGUUUAAUAUUGACGUGAAAAAAUCCAUGAAUCAACUGUUAACAUUCAAUUGUAUUGACAUUAACAAUGCAUCAGCCUUUUGUGUUCCCAUAAGAUUAAAACAACUAGAAAAAGCUGAUGAUUCAAAUGACAACACAUAAAUAGAUUAAUAAUGCGAAAAAUGGGAAUAAUAAUAAUCUUAAUAAUGAUGAUAAUCAUGAUUAUAACAUUAUUCUGUUGAAGCAGAAAAACAAAUUCUUGUAAUUGAUUAACCUCUUUUUUCCCCCCAAUCUUUGACCAUCCUCUGGACUCCCAUUAUCAUCUUAAGAUGAACAUCUUCCAUUGAUCAUUCUAUUAACAACCUCUUUUCCCAUCAUUCUUACAUUUAUUAAUUUAACCCAAAAAUAUAUCAAAACCAAGUAACCAAAUUAUAUCAAAAACUGAUGUGAUGAUGAGGUCUUUAAAGGUAAUGAUAAUGAUGAUGAUGAUUACGGUGAUGGCUGAUGAUAACAAUGAUUAAAUGGGUAACAAAACGAGAGAAGCAAAAAUAAUGAUGUUCAACAAUAAUCAUGAAAGUUAAUUCCCUUUACUCCAUUUGAAUUGCCAAUACAAUUUGAUUACGCCUGAAGGAUAUUUGGUUCCACAUUUGCUAAGCAAAAAUACAAUAGGAAAGAGGACAGAAGAUGACGGAGGAAGAGCAAAAGAUGACAAAGAAGGAUGACAAAAAAAAACGAAAAAGAAAAUUGGAGAAAAUUUUUCAUGUUUUUUUACACGUAAAUUACUGUAACUGCUCAACUCUGCAUAUUAACUCGGUCUUGCUGCAACUACAUCUGGAACUGCAUCAUCACCAGAAAUAUCAUAAUCGCUGCAUGAUUUAUUCCUGGUUGACAAUUGGCAUCCAACAUUUAUCCAUUUCGAUUGGAAGAUUCUUGAGGAAGUUGAAAAUAUGUCUCAAUGAUUUCCGUUCAAAAUGAAACUUGGACUGGAUGGAAAUGAACAUGAAUUUAUCCUGGAGCAAUUUCAAGGGAAAAGGAUGAUUUAAGAUGAAAGUGUAAAGAUUAAUUUUCACUGUGAACCAGCAAAUUGUAGGCAACAUACAACUUUCAAGAUUGCUCCAAUGGAUGGGAAAAGGUUUAAUUAAAAAACCUAGAUUCUGUUUGCUUCUAUUACAAUUAGCAAAUGAAUAUUUUUAAACAGACAAAAAAGCAACGAGAAGCUCUUAAUUAAGACGUUGAAGGGUAAAAAUAUGACCUGAAAUGUUGCCAUGUUAAAGGUAAUAAGGAGAUGAAAAAAAGUCAAAUUUUCAUUUCUUCUUCUUCUGUAUCAUAUUAAAUUACUUGGUUCAAUAUCACCAGAAAUGACGAGCUUUAUGAUGGAAUGGAAGAUGGAAAACGGUGAAAUGAGGAGAAAUACAGAAAUGUAUAGUUCCAAAUGAAUCAAGAAUCAAAUAACAUGAUGAUAAUUUCAUUACUUAUUACUCAAUCUGGGGACCUUUCUGGGUUCAAACCUUUAUUUCAUCCUGCAUUGUCCUGUUGCUUUCCCAAGCAAUUACAGUUGAUCAGUUAUCAUUUUUAUUUGAUAAUUUUGUCUCUGUCAAGUUAUUAAUAAUAAAUUCUGUUGCCAAUUCA
Messenger RNA from Tetranychus urticae (two-spotted spider mite), 4244 nucleotides. RefSeq names its product DNA polymerase delta subunit 2. Gene Ontology annotation, cellular component: delta DNA polymerase complex. Gene Ontology annotation, biological process: DNA replication; DNA strand elongation involved in DNA replication. Lineage: Eukaryota; Metazoa; Arthropoda; Arachnida; Trombidiformes; Tetranychidae. Gene Ontology annotation, molecular function: DNA binding. The record is from RefSeq and is a predicted model, not a curated record.